GAGGCUGGAAAUGGGCGGUGCGAGGCGCCUGCGGGACCCCCGGGCCCGGAGCUGUUCGUCCCCCGCGUCUACGCGUUCGCCUCUGCUACUCCAGCGUCCCUUCUGCGGAACGCCGGGCUCCAGGACUCGCCUCUAUUGCCAGCGUAGACGCGUUCCAAGAGCUGGGUGGCGGUGUCUCGGAUAGGCGGGGCCAGCAUCAGCCGACCUACUCCCAGGUCAAUCCGAAACCACUGGUUAGUGGUGAGAAGAGGACCCCGGUGUCCCGUCAGUGGGCGCCUAAGAUUGAGUGAGGUGCCGGGGCGCGGGAAGCCAGGGUGCCCACCCCCCCUCCCGACUCCUCCUCGCUCGCCGAUUCGCCCGUUCAGGAAUUGGAAAUGGGCAACCUCGAGAGGUGCAUCUGAGGACGUACAGGGCUCUGAGACCCUUGCCACCUGCCUCUCCUUCCACCCAUGGCCACACUGGUGGUCCUCGCCACUCUGGCCCCAUUGACGCUGCCUUGAGAGUUGCUCCAAAGUAGGGCUCCCGAGCUUGGAGUAGCAUGGGCACUGAGAAGGAAGAACCCGACUGCCAGAAACAGUUCCAGGCCGCCGUCAGCGUCAUUCAGAACCUGCCUAAGAAUGGCUCUUACCGCCCUUCCUAUGAAGAGAUGCUGCGAUUCUACAGCUACUACAAGCAGGCUACCAUGGGGCCCUGCCUGGUCCCCCGGCCUGGGUUCUGGGACCCCAUUGGACGUUAUAAGUGGGAUGCCUGGAACAGCCUGGGCAAGAUGAGCAGGGGGGAAGCCAUGUCUGCCUACAUCUCUGAGAUGAAGCUGGUGGCACAGAAGGUGAUUGACACAGUGCCCCUGGGCGAAGUGGCGGAAGAUAUGUUUGGUUAUUUUGAGCCCCUGUACCAGGUGAUCCCUGACAUGCCGAGGCCCCCAGACACCUUCCUAAGAAGGGUCACAGGUUGGAAAGAGCCAGCGCUGGACAGAGACGAUCAGGCUGCUCCAGAGCCUUCUUGCCUCCUGAAGGAGCCAGUACCUCCAAGUCCAGAGCCCCAGCCACCCAGGGACUUGGACCUGGAGGUUUUCUGUGAUUCUCUGGAGCAGCUGGAGCCAGAGUUGGUGAGACCGUCCCUCUUCUCCCCUGUUCCUCCCGGGUCAGAGCUGCCCCACCUCCACCCUGAGACCUGCGACUCAGCUCAGCAGGCCUGCGCAGAGCAGAGGGGAGCAGCUGGCCCAGAGCUGGACACCGGAGGCAACCCUGAGCCCCCCAGUGAAAAAGAGGGGUUGGAAGGUAGCCUGAUGGGGCCCCAGGAACUGGACAAAUGGCUGGUAAGAACAGUCCGGGCCAUGCAGGAAAGCAUGAGGAAUGUCCAGAGAAGAUUACAGAGCCUGGAGAGCAAGUCCCAGCCACGUGAGCAGGCAGCUGUUCCAGAAGGCCUGUCCACAGACUGCCCAGCCCGGACAGCAAGGCUCACGAGGCUUUACCUGCAAUCUCAGCUGCUGUGCUUGGGUUGCUCACUGUAGUCUGAGCAACUUACUGCUCUAAAGCUCUUUUCUGCCCUAGCAGAUGACUGCUAACUGCAUUGUUUGCAACCGUUUGAAGUGAUUGGCAAUAAAGUCCAGGGUUCUUGAGGAAAUGGGGGGAGGGGGAUUUUGUGUUUUGUCUUAAAAUUUUUUUGUUUUUAAGACAGUUUUUUUUCCUCUGUGUAAUAGUCCUGGUUGUCCUGAAACUCAUUUUGUAGAUCAGGCUGGCCUUGAACUCACUGAGAUCUGCCUACCUCUACCUCCUAAGUGCUGGGGCCACCACCGCCCGGUUUUAAAUGAUUUUUAUUAUUUUACAUAUCUGAAGUGUUUUUUUCCUGUGUGUAUGUAUGAGUCAGGUACUUGCCUGGUGCCCAUGGGAGGCAUCAGAGUCCCUGGAUCUGGAGACAACAUGUGGGUGCCAGCGCUCUUAUCUGCUGAGCCAGCUCUCCAGGCCUUGGAUUUUGUGUUUUGGACACAAUAAAUAAAUAAAAAUGGUAUUGGGUGUCAGGUAGACAGGACCUCUAGUUUGAUCUGCCACUUGGUUGCCCCAUGACCUUGGAUAAGUCACUUUAGUACUCCAAGUUUUAGUGCUUUCUUACAUCUAAAAUGGAGGCUAAAUCCUGGCCUGUCUCACAUGGCUGUGGUGGUCAAAUAGUUCCAUGUGUACACUCUCACUGGAUUCUGGCUGGGAUGUAGGGAGAAAUAAGAAGCAAGGGUCACUAGGUACUCAAGCAAAGGAAGCUGCAGCAAUUACACCAAGGGGAUUAAAGAGAGUUCUCAGAGCCCUUCAAGUGAAAGACCAGAGUCCGAACUCCUUUUAAGGGGGAAACAGGACCCCACUUCACCCCCAAUCUACCCUACGGCCCGGGGCCAAGCACACCCGUUUUCAGCGAAGGCCUCCAGCUCUCCUCCUCCAAGCCUCUUUCCCCCAAUCUCAUCUCUGGACAACACCGUGCUCCUUUCGGAAUCGCAUUGAUUUUUGAAUCCCUCC
This is a messenger RNA of Alexandromys fortis (reed vole), 2501 nucleotides long. RefSeq names its product acyl-CoA binding domain containing 4 (gene Acbd4). Gene Ontology annotation, cellular component: cytoplasm. The transcript has 11 exons. The record is from RefSeq and is a predicted model, not a curated record. Bases 539 to 1510 code for a protein of 323 amino acids. Gene Ontology annotation, biological process: fatty acid metabolic process. Lineage: Eukaryota; Metazoa; Chordata; Mammalia; Rodentia; Cricetidae. Gene Ontology annotation, molecular function: fatty-acyl-CoA binding.